AUGGCGGCAAUCCACGCUCUAUCAGCGUACGGUGAUAGCGAUUCCGACGAAAAUGAAAGUGUCGAAGAGGAAAUCACACCAGAUCAUACUGCACAUCUUAACUCUGACGUCUCAAUUUCUAAACUUCAGUCCAAGAUUCAGCUAAAAAGUGCUCCCGAAGUCACUGCAAAGGUAGGUGGAACCAUCAGUAGAUUAGCUUACAUGUACAUUGAACGCUACAAUCUUGGACAAAAUAGAAUGGAACAGCAAACCCCCAUCCCCCCCAAAUCAAGGAUGAAGCCGCCCGAAAAACGCGCCAUUUUCCCAUCCUUGAUUUGGCGGGGAGGGGGGGUCUAGGUUUUCCAUUUAUUUUGUCCAAGGUUGUCUCGAAGUUGUCUAAGUCACGAAAUAGUGGUCACUGUUAAUUAGAGAGUCAUCUUUCAACACAUUUAUCGGUUGAAAACACUGGUCUGUGACCCGCAGUCACAAGUGUCACCGAGGAUGUCCACACUUACUAUACUCUAAGAGAACAUUUUUGCACAUCGUGUCUGGGAGGUUAGAAAAAGGUGCUCUUGAACAUGGAAUUACUUGCAAAUCAUAUAAAGAGUUCUGUAACAGGGUAAAAAGGACCAUGAAUGUUAUUUCUCAGGAGUCACUAGACUGUGGACUUGUUAUACCUUGCUGAAAUACCAACAACGAUGAAAGGCUAAAACUUAACUAAUUAAAACUUUUAAACUGUGUGUAGCGUACUCGAAUUUUGUUAAAAUGACAAGGUUGACGUUUCACUGACGGUUUACAAAAGGUUUUUGUGUGAUUUAAGAUGGUUUGCAGCGGUUUUCAACGGUUAAUCACGAUUAACAGCCAAGUGACUCACUGUCUCUUACUUUAUUGUACCAAGACAAAAUCGUGAAAAACUGAUAAAAACCGUCGGUAAUCUGUUGUAAAUCGUGCUAAUCCUCAUGUUUGUCAACAUUAAUCGUAUUCAAUUUCCUAGAGUGAAAAAAGCCAAUCUGUAUAGAUAAAAUAUUGCUAACAACGAUCUAUAAAGGCACUGAUACAGUUCUUAAAAAUAGCGCCAAGGCAACAGCCUCUCCAUAAAUUACAUAGAGGUCUAGCGUGCAACAUCGGCGAGUAGGAGUAGCGUACCAGAGGUUUUUUCGGCAGGUUCAAGUCUCGUUUGUAGCCAAAUUAAUUUUUUUUUCUUACUGUAAUUAUUCCUGCAAUUACCAGCCGAUGCAAUUUCUAUAUAUGUUUUGUGGGGUUCUGCCUUCAAGCUUGUUAAAAUUAUUGCAAUGAAUCAGGCAUAAGUUUGUCUUUUUUUUGUCUUCCCCGCAGCAGAACUCUCUCGUAGUGAGUAAGGCAUACCGCACUUCAUACAGACUUAUGAUAAGUGAAUUCUUCUGUUUUGUAUGAGUUCACUGACAAAUGACCAGGUUUGCUUUGAAAGCAUUUAGCUUUGAAGCAUUUAAACGCAGAUUUCUUGUCAUGAUUGUUAUCAUGACGCUAUGAGUAACGCCAGUCGAGGCUUUCAGACAAUCUUGGACAAAAUAAAAUGGAACAGCAAACCCCAAUCCUCCCCCCCCCCAAAUCAAGGAUGAAGCCGCGUGAAGGGCAAAAACGCACCAUUUUCCCAUCCAUGAUUUGGGGGGGAGGGGAGGUCUAGGUUUUCCAUUUAUUUUGUCCAAGAUUGUAGCUACUGUAGCUAGUGUUGUUAGAUUUUACGAACAGCCUGCAUUGAUUACUAAACUUUACUUGAUUUCUUCAGAUUAUGUACAAUUCAAUUUUUUUCAGCAUUCAAUGUAGAUUUCUCUAUCAUGUUACAACUGGCACGGGUUUUAUAUGUCUCAUUCUAAACAUAACUUUUGUAAGAAGUUGCCCAUCUAAUUGAGACAUCAUUCAGAAAAACGUGAUUUGUCAAAUCAGAGAGACAGGCAUCAGUGACAUCACGUCACAUCAGGGACGUCACCUAUGACCUUCUGCAGGUUACUAACUGUAAUCCUGAUAAGAUCAUCUGGACAAGUAACCAAAAGGUCAUAGGUUUGAUUCCUUUAGGGAGUAAUCUAAUUUUUCCUUCUGAGCCGCCUGUUUCACUGACUGAAAAAUCAUCUUUCUCAAGUAUUCACCAGUCUCAAAAUUUACCAUUACAUCUCUGUCAAGACAUCUUGUUUGCACUUGUUUAUACUGAUCAUGGUUAGCCUUUCGCUUGUAUAACUUUCUUUGUAUGUCUACUUCUACAUCUGCUUUAUUGCUCUUCAACAUUUUACACAUCUUAUAGGAAGAUGUUGGUGUAAUUAGACAAGUGGAUCCCACGGCAAAAGAAGUUACUUACAAUCCACGAUAUGAAGAGAUGUUCUCACCUCAGGUUACAAUUAUGUCAUUUUGGAAGUAUAAACUCAUUUUCUGUGGAUAUUGAUACUUGUAUUAAUGUAAAUCUAGACCACCCCCCAAAGUAGCAUACAUGGGGUCUGACGGGCUCUAACUAGCCGUCGGCAAAAUACACUAAGGAUGUAAAAUUACUACAAUAUAUCUGAUGGUCACAAGAUUUUAAGUAACCAAUCAGAUAGCAAUAAGGUUUUGUAAAUUUAGUUCUAAUAGCAUAACUCCUUGGGUAUACAUGCAGUUCAUAGCAUAAGCAAGCAGAUUACACAAGUGAGAUUGUAAGCAUGGUGCAGAUACAAAUUUCCUAUCCCACCACUCCCGCAGACAGUCUUCUGGUCUUUCUGUUUGUAUUCUUUUAUAUAAUUUGACUGUAGUUUUAAGUACUUGUUUUAAUCAGUUAUCUCGGGUGUAUUUACUUGGGUUUAAGUGUUCUUGUUGUAAUGAAGACUGUCAGAUCCCAAAGCAUGUGUGCAUGGUGGUUUAGGGUUGGUGAAUAAAGUACACAAUCACAUUCUUUCAUCACAACCAUUUGAAUGUCAGCUUGCAUAUUAUUACACAAUUAUGCAGAAUGUUUUAUAAUGGACAAAUAAUGGUAAAUAGAGCAUCUGCUUUUAAUGAACAGGUUGGACCAUCAAACCCCUUCAAAACCCGACAGCAGUCUGCUCCCAAGAAUACUCUAGCAGGUACUGGGUACAAGUUGUAAAUUCUUUACUUUAUCAGUACUUAAUCAUUUAGGAAAAAGACUGCAGAACAGUUGUUUUUGUUUUCCCCAAAAAUGGUUUUCUGAUGCAUAAAAAAGUUGUGUAAAGUACAUGAGCCUCACAGGCCUGUAGCAAAACACAGGGUGCUUUCCAUUCAACAAAAAAUUCUGGUUUGAAAUUUUGGAAAUUUCACAUGCCCAGUGGAACGAUACAUCCUGUGUGCACAGACCUGAUCCAAGCCUCCGCGCGUUUGGUUAUUGUUCUUUAUAAGUAGGAUUCAAAAGAGCACUACUGGGGACAACAAUUUUGUCAAAUGGAGAGGGACAUUUCCGUCCAACCGGCCGAAAUGAUCAGACCGGUCAAAGUGGACCACCCUCAAAGCUGGUCCCAAAUAUUCAUGUGGGACCAAACCAAAAUGGUCCAUUCCAUUCGAUGUACCAACUGAAAUUUCCGGAAUUUUGGGUUGAAUGGAAAGUGCCUACACUCUCCAUUUUCAUCCUUGCUCCAGAACUUGUGUUUGAUCACCUGUUCACUUGUUCUUGGCCUAUGCAAUUAUGGGCUGUUUUGCAGUUUAGUAAGGAAAACAGUCUCUCUGCACAGGGUGGUCUUUAAUUUAAUACCUUUCACACAGUUGCUGUUUAAUAAGACACUUCAUUGCCUGCACUAUGGUUAAAUGCUGUACAGUGUUAUUGAGUUCAGAUGAGACAGGGAGGUAGCCUUCUUAUAGCAAACAAAGCUUUAGUUAAGGUUCAAUAUAAAUUAUAGAGAAAUCACAGUUAUUUAAUAGUAAGUGUCUUCCAAAUAUAAUUUGUUUGUUAGAUGAACUUUACCUACACUAGUGUGUACAGUAGAAUCACGAUUUCUGGAAUACUCAAUUCUUCAAACUAAUUUGCUUUUACCAAAGGUUUGAAAAUCCUGAAGCUAAAGUAUUAAGCAAACAAGAGUCAGUAUUUUUAUAAGCACAUGUUGUUCAUUUGUUAUGGUAAAUGUCUUGUUUUAGGCUAUGUUGAAGCAGCUCAUAUGAGUGACUUUACAUUUGAAAACCAAAGAAGAACAUUCACAAGUUAUGGUGAGUAUCCAAAAUAUAACAGUCAAACCUCUACUAUAUAAUGGCCCUCUAUUUGCUACUACGGUACAACCCACUUAUAACUACCUGCUUUUUGUUUCUUUUCAUGCUACGUAACUACAAGUAGUAGAACUGUAGUUUCAAAAAUCUACUUUAUAAAAUGUACCUCUCAUGCUCUAUAAAGCGGCCAGUUUUCAAAGCCUCAAUUUAUCGCUCACACAAAUGCCGUAUUUGUUAUCUGUAUUAAGCGGCCACCUCUAUUAAGCAGUGGUGGCCACCCUGUAGCAGUCCUAUGUUUGUCUUUCUUUGUUAUUUUUACCGGUAUUAAGCGGGCACCCUUCAACGUCAUGGAAACUAAGCCAUAUGUCAUUUUAUACGCUAUUUAAUUGUGUUUAAAAUGCUAUCCAUCAUUACACGCUGUACUAUAAAGAAAUAACAUACAAAGCUACUGUAAGCUGAUACUCGGCGGUCUAGUAUCGCUAACACUUUUCAGGUAUCCACAAUGUGCUAAAGUACAGUACCAUAUCAUGAACACUUCCUUUUUAAUUAGCUUGUUCUUCAGCCAUGUGAUAGAUAAUGAAUCACCUUCAAACGUACACAUAUACUCGCAAGGGAUUUCCAGGCCCUAACCUCCACCUCUUGUGAACUUUAAGUCAUAGAAAUACAGUACUGUAUACUGUAGAAGAGUAGGGGACAAAUUUAUGUUAUGUAUAUAACUACUGUUAAGUUACAAGUUGGCACUGAACUCUGUUUAAAGUAUUGAUCAUUUCAAAGAGUGUUGAUCGUCGUAUUGGUUCGUUGCAUGAAGUUUUUUUGUAUGAUAUGCCAUUAAUUACAUUGUAGUAUUAAGCGGCCAGUUCUUCAAAUCUCGAGGGUGGCCGUCAUGUACUGUACAAGUUUGACUGUAUUAUCCCUACUGUUGUUUAGUUUGUGGUAAAUGGCUGAUAGUCUUGAAAAAAUAAACUUUGUCCACAAGUCUUAAUUCUUGAUGAUCUUGAUCCAGUUAGUGUAAAUCUUAUUAACAGGUUAUGCAUUGGAUCCAAGUGUGGCAGGUGGAGCCAGUACAAGUGGCGAUAGGUUGGAAACUUCUUCACCUUUUUUUGCUCUGCUGGCCUGUAGUAUUAAUUAUUAUUAUUAUUAAUCAGCUGGUUUGAAUUGUAUACUCAUGUAAUAAUAUUGUAAUGAGUGAAAUUUGAUUUUUGUUCAAUAUACAAACAGAUUUGUUGGUGAUACUGAGAAAGCAGAGGAAAAGAAAGGUAGGAAUAAAACAGAUAAAACAGUUCAAUAAUUUCCAGUCACUUAACCAUUGCACAUUAAUCAGCAGCCCCAAUGUCCUCGGGGGUUAACCUGAUUUAUCAAUUACUAUAGCAUGAGGAAGUUAGAAGUGUUACUAAUCCACCAGGGAGAGGAUGGUAAAACUAUAGCUGACUGCAGAGUUGUUCCUGGCUGGUUCUGAUCCUACAUUCCCGCUACUUUCUUGUUCAUGAAAAUCCAGCAUCCUGCACCUUUUUUCACUGCUUCCUAAAUCCCUUUUUUUUUUGAAAAACAAUACAUAAAAAUGUCUAGUUUCUACAGAAGCCAAUAAAAGUAAGAUGAAGAUUGGCCCUUUCAUUAUUACUGAUGUUUUCAUUUAAGCGUGUUUUAAGGCUAUUGGAGGAAAGGAAAGCUUUUCACACCUCAGUAUGACAAAAGAACACCUUUAACCAUUUUGCAGGGUUUUCAUGAAGAAUCCUAGUAGCAGGAGAAAGGUGUAGUGUUACAGGAGAAUACUUUGGAGGAAGCUCCACAUCUGAAUAGAAAAUAGUCGUAGGCUACUGAAUGUUUGCAGGAGAAUUCUGUGUAGUUAGCAGAGAAUUCUCCAAUCUCCGAUGCAUAAUGAACAUUCUGAUUUUAAUCCUCACCUUGUUGAUUGUCGCGAUGAUUUCAUAAAUUCCCGGCAGACAAACACAAAAAAAAAUGCACAUCCUGUUGGUAGAUCUGGGCAAAUCCCGAUUCCCAGUUAGCAAAGUAAUGUAGUGGAAUCCUGGAUCCCAAAAAUACCUCUCCCGAAUCUGUAUUAAUAAUAGAAUGGCUAAAGAGAGACAGUGUGGCUGGGCAUAUAAGUUCAUUGUAAAGAUAUGAAAUUAAAGGUGUUGACUAUUCAGCCAUUCAGUUUUGUGCGAGGUUGUUUGUAACAGUACAAAUUGUUUAGUGAAUGGUUAUUGUUGGGUUGGGGUGUUAUCCAUCUUCAUUGUAUUUAUGGGUUGUUGUAAGGAGAAAGUAACUAUUGACAUUGUUACAGACAUAAUACAGAGUAUAAUUUGUAAUUUUAAAGGUGUGACAAUAUUUGAAGUAGCAGAAGCGCGUGCUGGUGACAAGAGAAAAAGGGAAAAGCCAGGUGAUCCAGGAGAUAUAGAGGGAUAUAAAGGUAAAAUUGCGAGAAAUAAAGUGAUCACUCAAUGUUUGUUAUGGUUCAGAGCUUUCAGUAGAUACAUGCUGUAUUACCACCAUAUGUGUGUGUUAAAUAGUGGCUUUUAUUGAAGUAGAAUCCUUUCAAGUUUUGAGAAAGACAAGUAAGCAAAUUUUCAUUGACUGUGCUGGAAAGAGCCCUUCAAAAUUAGUAGAAAACUUGCCAAGUUUAUACAUGAAGGUGAUGUGGUCCAAAGUGAGCAAAGAUAUUGCUGCACAAAGUCGCAAAAUUUUAUACAAAAUGUAGUUGUUUGAAUGGUGUCCAUACAAAUGUCUGUAAAAUUCCAUGACGUUGCAGAGCUACAUGUAUAUCUUCAUACGUUUUCAAAAAAUCAUGUGUAGACUUGGCAGUUUUAGUGAUUUUAAAGUGUUCUAAUUUCUACAGCCAUUUUGAUGGAUUUUCACUUUACUUGAUUCUAGUCAAAAGUUGAAAAAAUCAAGGAAGGGUCUAGAUAUUUUGCUUUGAUUCUUGAUCCACUAUCUGGAGUGCUGGCUUUACUCUUACUUACAUUUGGCAAAUGCAGGUUGCAGACUGCAGUGAUGGUGCUAUUUAUUUUUUGUCUUUUUUUUAGGACCAUGGGCAACAUAUGUUGAUGAGUCUAAAGUUGCCAAACCCUCAGAGGUAAGUAGCCUUAAAAACUAAAAUUUACUGUAAACUCAGCUUGAUGAGUGAAAGAAAACUUGUCACGCUUGUUUCUUUUUGUUUUAAAAGGAACAAGCUGCCAAACUAGAGGAAUUUGAGAUGACAAAGCAGAAGAGAAGCAAGAAAGAUGAAGAGAAGAGUGUGGAGGAAAAAACAACUUUACAUGGUAAGAUAGUGUAAGAUAUCUCACUGGUAAUACAUGUCUAAAAGAUAACAUUAUUUUGAUUUACAGACUUCACAGGUUUGUAGUUCUCCUUAGUUUUGUUCUUUUCUGCUCUAUUCAUCAGUAUUGCUUUAAGACUGCAAGACACAUACUUGCUUGUGUAACCCCACCCCUUCCCCUAAAAGAAGUAAUCAAGAAGUGGACACAUACCAAUUGCCCAGUCACCAUUAGUUCAUGUGUAGUGAAACCCAAAUGAAUGUAUCAAACUUGAUGACUAUGACUAUGUUUUCUUGGUACUUUCUGUUCUUGGGGUUUCACCAAAGCUGUCGCUUCUUAAAUGUAAAUGUUUGGCAUAAUUAUUACCAUUAUUUUGUUAGUUUUAUCUUUUUGGUGUUUUGGUAGUCUGUUUUGGCUUCAUUUGCCUUUGGUGGGCCUUACAUGCCAUCGCCAUCUCAUCUUGAUGUACAAGUAUUUUAAAUAGUGUUUGUUUUUUUGGUUUUAGUUCAAGACUCAGUGGAUUAUCAAGGUCGAUCAUAUCUUCAUAUUCCUCAAGAUAUCGAUGUCAGACUUGAUACUGAUGAACCACCUGAAAGAUGUUAUUUACCAAAGAAACACAUUCACACGUGGUCAGUUAAAGCACCUUCCUAUUAUUUCCUUUGUUAUCAAAAGGACGAUUAUUUCCUCCUCUCUUCGGGAAGUUUCAACAUGGCACUUUUGCGAGCAAAUUGCGCGCUCAAAGAAAACGCCUGCACUGCAGGCUACCAUUCAUAAAAUUAUUAUCAUUGACUUAUAUAAAUUCUAUAGUGUAAAAAAAAAUUAAACCAUUUACAUGUAGUUUAUUUAGUCAGUUUAUGAUCUUUUUUAUUUAUUUGCAGGACUGGUCACACUAAGGGUGUUUCAUCAAUUAAGUUCUUCCCCAAGUCAGCUCAUCUUCUCUUGUCCUGUAGCAUGGAUUGUAAGAUCAAGGUAAAUAUUCUCUCUACCUGGUGUAUGAGUAUAGCUGCACACGGUACAGGCAGGGGUCUAAAAAUUACUGCACUUUGCAAGGUUACUUAAUGGUAAUUUGAUUUAUGAUUGUAUUUCAGCUUUGGGAAGUUUAUGGCAAAAGGCGGUGCUUAAGAACAUUCAUAGGUAAGUUUAUACCAACCUCAUUCCCAAUGUUUUCUCCUACCUGUCCCUACUGAGCGAGAGAGAACCUCGGAACGAGGUUGAGUUUGUACAAUGUCACACUAAACAUAGCUGCACAGAAGAUGUUGUACCUGCAGGGGAGGCGACAUCCUCUUCCAUGUAUCACUACUGUCUGUCAGUGACAGAACAUUAAGCGACAUUAAGCUUGAAUCACAUGAGAUCUCAUUUUAUCCAAACAGAGCAGCCUUUGUUCGUUUUAUGGUGCUUUGGCAUCAACGUGAGCUGUGUCACCGCGAAUUAAGCGAGAGGAUUAGCAAAACAACAACUUUCCACGAACAUGACACUAUUUGUUCCUCCCUUUCCCCUCAUUGUAUCGUAAGGCCGUUUCAUUGCCACUUUUCAGGACGACGUUAGCACACUAUAACGAAUUAUGAGCUUGGGCAAGGUCGCUAAGAAUUCAUCUCUAGGAAAAUCUGACAUUAUUUGACUAAAAUAAUGAGUUAGUUGAGGUAAUGGCCACAAAAUUAAGGAACACGAGUUCACUCUGAUCUUUAAGUGACGUUUUGACUGUUGUCGCCUUUAUUUUUCCUAAAUUUCUUCACCGUCGCCCAUACAUUUCCUAUUCACAAAAAAUGAAUAGGUGAUCAAGGACGAUUUUUCUAGCAACUUUCGCUAAACGAAAUAUUGAUAAUAGCAACAGUUGUUCACCAAAACACUCUUACAGCAUAGUUCAGAUCAGUGUGUCACAUCCUCUGUUUGAUGUAACUAAAAAUCGUUUGUUAUGCGAUAAUUACAGGCCACAGCAAAGCUGUUCGUGACAUCUCGUUCAACAACACAGGAACUCAGUUUCUAAGCGCUGCUUAUGACAGAUAUGUUAAACUGUGGGACACAGAAACAGGUUUGGAAAUUCUAGCUUCUUAUUUGUACCAAUGUGUUUCUUUAAUGCCGCCUUUUAGUUUUGAGGAAGUGAUGCAUAAUGUUAAAUAUUGUUACAAUUGACUAUAUUAUUGGAAAAGGUGAAGUAUUUUAAAAUUGUGUAAGGCAGAUGGACUGAUUUUGUGACGGUAUUAUUUUUGCAGGAGAAUGUAUAGGACGCUUUACCAAUCGUAAGAUCCCAUAUUGUGUCAAGUUCAAUCCAGAUGAGGUGAUGUUCUGUAAUCAUCUUUCUUUUCUUUUAUUCUAGAAUUUAAGCUUUUAGAUUACAUGUAAGUCAUAAAGGAUGAUAAUCGCUACAGCUAUAUUGUAGCUAGCGACCAGAAGUUAUGCAUUUACAUCAUGGUUAGGACCUGGGGCGUUGAACUGCAGGAAGGAAAACAACGCUGCUGAGACGAAUGUUCCCUAGUUUAGCUUUACCUUGUGAUGCCUUGCUCCUCAAUCUUGUGUUUAGUUUUUGCAUUCUUGUUGCAAUUUUUGGCUUGUUUAUUGUCGUUCACACCUUCCUAGAUACAAUCUUGGACGAAAAGUGUGUGUUAAGAAUAUUGCACUUCCUCACCCACAGGACACCUAGCCACGGAUUUGGUAUCGCUGUGGCCCCUCUCUUCAUCCCACCAUGAUCAUGUUGUUCAGUCGAGGUCAAAAAUGAUCCAGCCGGCCUUCAACAUUGAUUUUUUUCUGGGGAAGGGGGAAGUAUUAGUAGUUGUCAGUGCUUUCAAGAGCGUUAACUUGAAACUAGACCUGGCAACGUCCAUUCGUCUAAAUAUUUUUGCCCAAGAUUGUAGCUCUCCUUAUAAGUUCAACGCCUUACUAUCUUUGUCUCUUGCUCUACCCUUCGUUAUUUAACGCUAAUUUACCGCGCAAAUUUUAUCAUCUUGCAGGACAAGCAGCAUUUGUUUGUCUGCGGUACAUCGGACAAGAAAAUAUUAACGGUACGUUGCCGGGCGGAACUCUCGUUUUAGCUUCAAGGCUGCAUAUAGAUUUUUUUAAAACAUUUUCGAGCCUUUUUAACCUUCAACGUAGUGCAUUUUGCUCCUAAGUGUUAUUUUGCAAGUUCCUGGUUGCUUGUAUUUCAUCAUUCCCUAGGUUUCUUGAGUUUCGAGUUUUAGCUAGUGUCAAGUUUUCCUUAUUUUAAUUGUCUUUCAUUUUAGUGGGAUACACGAGCAAACGAAAUAGUUCAAGAAUAUGACAGGUCAGGCCAUAUUUCACAACAUGCUAAAUUAGUUUAUUUCAUGAUUUUACAAAUUUAACGAAAACUUUGGUUUGUGUUACCUUUCUGGGUGUAAAUCUAGUGCUCCUGAUGUUUCAGGCAUCUUGGUGCAGUGAACACGAUAACUUUUGUAGAUCAAAACAGAAGAUUCGUCACCACAUCAGAUGACAAGAGCAUUCGCGUGUGGGAAUGGUAAGCUACAUGUAAUUAGAAAAAAAAAACGUCUUUUAUUGUAAUAGCUGAGACUUACUUACGCCGCGGUUUAAGAAAUCAUUGGAGCUCCAGAUCUCUUUCUUAGUGAGUUAUUUUAAGAAGAUAAGUUCCUUUCUAGUCUACGCCACAUGCUUUUACGAAAUUGAUCACGAUAAACGGUGUUAAGAUGAAUGCGUUGGGUAAAAUGAAAUUGUGUUAGAAUGUGAUCUUGUUAAUGACUGGUUAAACUCCGUUUACUGAAAUAAUCGGCUCUUAAGUGACAUAAAUAUCAACUCUGUCAGAUCUACGAUUACACAAGAACAACAACAACAACAACUUUAUUUGUCAAUACAAUAGCGCCGCAAUAGUUUAUCAUCGGCGACGUAGUCUUGUGAGUAAUUUCUCUUUCUUAACUCAGGGGCGUAUCUAGGAUUUUUCUUAAGAGGGGGUGCACCGCUAAGCAACUAACCACAACGUUUUUUUUUCCUGCAGAAUAUCAGUUGUAUUAGAGACAUUUUCUUUUAGAUAUAGAACCUAUAAAAUGGCUUUCGCAAUAUAAAUAUUUAUUUUGUUGUAGCCUUGCAAAUAAAGCUUGCUAUCGCUUUUCUUUUUUUAUAUAUGUUUUUAUAUAUAUAUUUUUUUAUAUGUAGCAUUUUUGAUGUAUUUAUAACAUUUGUCCUUGUUGUAUUCUAGGGAUAUUCCUGUGGAUUUUAAAUAUAUCGCUGAACCUAGCAUGCACUCUAUGCCUGCUGUAGCUCUGCAUCCAAACAGUAAGCCGGUCCACGUCACUUCAUGUGUAUAAUUGAGUGUUUUGUUUUGUACUAGAGAUAUUUCUUAUUUCAUAUUUCGAUAACUAGGUAAUAUCUCUGGUAGAUGUAAAACACAUUUUAACCAGCAGUGUUGUUGUUGUUGUUUCUUUUUUUUUUUUUAUUGAUGUCUACAUAUUAAAUUGUAACAAUGCAAGACUAGUAUCUAACUCGAAAACCUCACGGUUUAUUCAGAUGCUCGGCAUUUCCUUACCUGUAAUGUGUUUUUAGUUUUACUAAUAUGAUAUUGUAUGUAACUGACAGACUAAAACUACUUUAUGUAACUAUAAUUAUUCUAAAGCGAAAUAUAAAUAAAGCUUGUUGUUGUUGUUGUGUUAUUUUUUCAGAUAAAUGGAUGGCCUGCCAGUCGAUGGACAAUCAAAUCAUGAUAUUCGGUGUUCUAAAUCGCUUCCGUCAGAAUAGAAAGAAAACGUUUAAAGGCCAUAUGGUGAGUCGUCAUUCCGUUUAGCAUGAUUUUGAUUUCAACUCUCCAAGAUAUUAAAACGUAUCAAAAGUAACUACGUUAGACUGCGUCUUCGAGUGGCAGGUUUUUGUCUUUUUCAUUGUUUUGAAAGUUGAAAAACAAACAAACAAACGUAAGCGCUUUCUCAGAUUUUUGAAGACAUGUUUCAACAGUUUUUCCUGUCCUGAUCAGUUGUAAAGUUUGAUUUAAACAAUUACUUAGAGUAUGUAAGUCUCGCAGUAAAGUAGGAGCUGUAACUCUCAGUCACUUAAAGAGACAAGUGUAGAAAUAUAAUGCAGUUCUAUCUUUUGGAUCCGUGAGCAAAAUGCUAUGAUGUCACCAUUCAAAGUGAAAUUCUUCAGCCGUCUGAUUUUUCACGGGUGUCUGUAAAACGCGGACCGGAUACCGGCGGAUGGCGGAUGCGGAUGGGAAAAUGCGGAUAGAAAAAUGCGGAUGGAAAAAAAAAAUGCGGAUAGCAGAAAUUAAAAAGUAAGAAGAAAAAAAAGAGAAAUGUGGAUGGCAGAAAAAUAAUAAUAAUAAUAAAAUAAACAAACAAACAAUUAAGGAAAGAAAUCUUUCUUUCAAGUCGCUUUCACAUGGUUGAACCCUUCACUUACAUACAGACCGUGAUGCCAAUAGUUGACACAGUUAUUUUGUACCCUGUAAUUCCUUUCAUUAAGGACGCUCCGUUCCUCCUCCUUAAAUGCAUGCAUACUUGGUGCACUUCUCCUUUGAGUGUUUAGCCUAAGGUUUGCAGGCAACUUAAACAGCUCAAAAAAUCGGCUAGCAAAGGUUUGCUUAUUUUGCACUGGCCCCGUUUAAUAUUCUCCUCUUUACCAAAUAAGGAGCCAAUGGUCCCUGCAAUCACGGGUCAGAAUGCAGAAUAUUACCAUAGCAGCAUCCUAAAGCGGUGUAAUUCACGAAGCAGUUUGUCUUUACUUUCGGGAGUGAUCGCUAUUUUUUUUUUAACAUUUACUUUAUUAGGAAUUUCAUUGUUAUCACGCUAAGAAGGGGAGGCAUGAUUUCUUUGCUCUCACUGGAUAUAGUGUUCUCAACUUACAGAAAGAAUAUUCUCAGGCCAAUCAAAUCAAGACUUGUUUGUUUGAGCGGCUCAAGACAGAAAAAAUUGCAGUAUCAACCAGAAAAAAGGCCGAACGUUCCGAUUUGGCAGAUGCCAAUCAACUCCGCCUGAUCCGCCUGAUUAUUUCCCGAAAAGGUGUAAAAAUAAUCUGCAAAAUUAAACUCCCGCAAAAAAGUGUCGCGUGGAAACGCAUUAAUGAAGGCUACUUUCUGUUUCAUUUGUUUUUGUUUCGAAUUUUUCUGCUAGCAAAAUAGUUUCGAAAACAUAUCCUCAGUGAGUUUUUAGAACAUCUGUAUCGAGCAACUUAAAACUCGUUUUUAAAAGCGUGAAGGGCAGAAUUCGGAAUCGAAAAUAAUUUAUAAUAUUCGAAUUAUUUGGCCCGCUCCGUCUAUCUGCGAAGCAGCAACCAAACAUAUUUUUUCUACAUGGAAAGAUGUUUAAUUAUUAAAAAUCAGAAAAAAAAACCAAGCUGCUUCUGAAGAAGACUAUAUAAAUUUUUUAGCUAUGUCUACACCAGAUCAGCAUUUUUUAUAUGUUGAUGGAAGCUUUUCGUAAAACUGUGAAAAUGGAACGAAGGCCAGAAAAAUGACUUCGUUGAGGGUGCGGCAUAUUGCUUGAAAAUGAAUUUCUGUAGAAAAACGCUCAUUAAACAAGACCGAUUCACACAAAACCGAGAGGACAUUGUGUAACAGAAGACCACUAGUGUAACAAUAGCUUAGCUUUUGAUCUCAAAAACGGGCUUCUGCUGGUGUCUGCAGUUCACAAUCAGUCUCUGAACUGUCUGCUAUGGCAGAGUCGACCAGAGUCAAGGCAGAGCGAAAGUUGAUUUGUAUUAUCAGCCCUUUUGAAGAUCAGGCUCCUUUGUGAGGAAACAUGGCGAUUUAGCGGAGGCAAGCGUGAAAUAGGCGACGCAAAGCACGCCGUUUUUUUCGCGUAGUUCACCCUAUUUUUUGGUUUAGUUUGUUUUCUCUAAUUUUCUUUUAAUUUGAGGAAAUUCAGUCCUUUUCUGUUGUUGUUAUCCGAACAACGUUAUACACGUUUUGUUUUGUUAAGAAAUGUUUUAGUGACACACUUUAUAUAUCCAAAUUUGUGUUUCUUUGUUUUUGUUCACAAUUUUUUCUAUCCUCAUUUUGCCAUCCGCAUCCGCCAUCCGCAGGUAUCCGGUCCUCGUUUUGCAGACACCUCCUUUGCUAGCCGAUUUUUUGAGCUGUUAACCUCGCCUAAAAGCCUUAAGCUAAACACUCAAAGGAGUAGUGCACCAAGUAUGUGUGCAUUUAAGGAGGAGGAACGGAGCGUCCUUAUUUCUGUGACAUUAAUGAAAGGAAUUACAGGGUACAAAAUAACUGUGUCAACUAUUGGCAUCACGUUCUGUAUGUAAGUGAAGGGUCCAACCAUGUGACAGCGACUUGAAAGAAAGAUUUCUUUCCUUUGUUUGUUUGUUUAUUUAUUUAUUUUUUUUUUGCCAUCCACAUUUCUCGUUUUUUCCUUCUUACUUUUUUUGUUAUCCGCAUUUUUUUCCAUUCGCAUUUUUCCAUCCGCAUUUUCCCAUCCGCAUCCGCCAUCCGCAGGUAUCCGGUCCGCGUUUUACAGACACCCGAUUUUUCACACGGUACUGGUUGUUUUUCAGCUUUUUAUAAAAUUUGUUCUCUUGUUUCAGUUAUCAUUGGAUGGUGACUAUCUUGCAAGCGUAGUGUAACGUUGUCAGACUUGUACAAACUAUUCAAACCAUCCCUCCCAGCGUUUCAAUCAUCCUUAUUCUUUUACAGGUGGCAGGUUAUGUUGUCAGUUGAGUUUCUCUCCAGAUGGAAGGUAGAAUCCUGUUUAUUCAACGCUUUGUUUAUUGCCUGUCGUAGUUUACAUUUUAAGCAAUAGAAAACGUUUUCCGUGUUUACAUAGUGUGGUAUAAACACGACAGGGUGUUAGGAGAAUUUAACGAGGAUUUGCAUAAAUACCAACUGUGUUUAAAUACUCCCACGCAAACAUGCCUCUUGGCCAAUCAAAGUGCGCGUUCUAUCUUGGUUAUUUUAUAAAAUUAUUUGAUGUUAAAUCAUUAUUUAGUAUGCACCAAGAAACGAUAUAAUUUUUCGUUUGCUAGCUUUACUUCGUUGUCGUAGGGAUGCUUAACAACUUGUGCAAUAACUUUUGAACCUUGAAAUUUCAAAAUCACCCUCAAAAAAGUAAAUAAUUCAAAACUAGACUAACUAGAGGUAAUCAUUGAUUACCGAUCUGCGUUCGUCACUUACGGAAAAAUUACUGAAACGAAAUCGAGUCUAAAGGAGUCUAGUUACCCGGCUGAGGUGCCCCUGAUAAAAUUAAUAGGGGCGGCUAAUUUGUAGUCGCCCGUGAUAGCGUGAAAAUUUGCUCCAAGUGUCACAGAAACACCAAAUUAGGAUGCGUUCUGACGAGCGCGGACAAUGCGAUUAUGCUAAGCUUAAAGUUUUUAUUUGUAUAUUCUUUGCUAUAGUUACCUAAUUUCUGGCGACGCAGAUGGGAAACUUUGUAUCUGGGACUGGAAGUCUACAAAGAUCUACAGGUAUUGAUAACGUUGUUGUUUGCCCUGUUCUAUCCAAAAAUUAUUGACAAAUAACUAGAAGAGAGUUUUUGCUUUUCAACCAGAGGUGACCCAAGCUCGAAAUAUGACCAUCAGCACUGUUGCGUAACGUUCAAAAUAUAAGGAUUUGUAUGAGAGAAAAAGCAAUUGUUUAUUCUCUAAUACAAAUCCUUAUAUUUUGAACGUUACGCAACAGUACUGAUGGUCAUAUUUCGAGCCUGGUCAGCGGUGGUUCAACCAGACAGCUAGUAAAUGACAAUCUUACUUUUGAAACUUUUUUCGAAUUUUGUUAUUUGUUCUUUCUUUCAUACGAAGAUAUUAUUUUUGGCCGAGUGAUUCAUACAAGUUUAUUCUGAGUCCCACUCGAAGACGAUUCGUAGACUUCUUAUGGUGGUCACAGAAAUAUUAGUUUCCACGGGUUUGGGGGUGGGUGAAAUUACAGUUUUAAGGUUUUGGACCAAAAUAAGUUAACCAGCUUUAUCUUAUGCAUAACAUUGGUAGAUAAUGCUUUGUCUUUGGUAAGGCGGACCGUGUUUUGCUGGCAGAUGUCAGUGGGAUUGGGGGGGGGUUGAGAUCCUGUGUUUAAAAUUUAGGAAAUUUUAAGGGGAUUAUAUUCCGACUUUCACACUCCUCUGUACCUUACUUCUGCUCUGCUUACUAACGCAAUAUUUGUCGAUUUUCCUGAAUAGUAAGUUCAAAGCGCAUGACGCAGUAUGCAUCGCCUGCCUGUGGCAUCCUCACGAGACAUCAAAGGUGGUAACCUGUGGCUGGGAUGGACUCAUAAAGUACUGGGACUGA
Molecule: messenger RNA, 16541 nt
Organism: Porites lobata
Lineage: Eukaryota; Metazoa; Cnidaria; Anthozoa; Scleractinia; Poritidae
Source: the annotation of a GenBank genome assembly